Messenger RNA from Macadamia integrifolia, 2810 nucleotides. RefSeq names its product probable protein phosphatase 2C 35. The transcript has 5 exons. Gene Ontology annotation, cellular component: cytosol; nucleus. NCBI's taxonomy places the organism in Eukaryota, Viridiplantae, Streptophyta, Magnoliopsida, Proteales, Proteaceae. Gene Ontology annotation, biological process: protein dephosphorylation. Bases 846 to 2123 code for a protein of 425 amino acids. The record is from RefSeq and is a predicted model, not a curated record. Gene Ontology annotation, molecular function: cation binding; protein serine/threonine phosphatase activity.
AUGAAAGGAGGUGUUGAUGUUUCAGCUCAGCCUCAGAUAAAAGUGAAGACCUCCCCUCCAAGGAAAACCCAUUUCAGUGUUCAUCAGCCAAAGAGACCCGCAAGAAAGAUCAGAGUAUGAGUGACACAAACCAAGCAGUUCUGAGAACACUGCUUGCUAGGUCUUCAAAUCCUGUCUCUUUUCUUGGAACAUGGGCUUUCUGCAGUGUCACUCUCCAAUUUCAUCUACCUAAACAGAGUUUGCUCUUGAAAGAAACCCCAUUUCGUCAUCAUCCAGCUCCUUUCGACGUGUUGUUCCUGUUUUUAGGUUCCUGUUGUUUUCUUUGAAUUUGUACCAAAUUCUGCUCUUUAGUCAUGAUCAUGUGCAGAAAAAGCACAAACCUUUAAGCCCUUUAACCAUGUCCUCCCUGCGAAAACUUAUCACUGGACCAGUGAAAGUCUUCUCAGAUUUUUUCUCUUCUUUAGGGUUCUUUUGGUUUUCCUUUUAGCACUUCUUUUUAUUGGAAAUCUUUUGAUUAAUUUCCACAGAGAAGUUUCCUCUCAAGUCCCAAGCAAAAAACCAGAUUACAAUCGUCUUCUGAGUCUCAGACUCUCAGUUCCUUUUUUUCACUUUUUUUUUUUUUUUUUCUUUAGGGUUCAUUCGGAGCAAUGAUUUCUUCCUCGCUUUGGUACUGAAUUCUUCUUCUUCUUGUGCUUCAAGGACAUGGGUUCUUUGUAAGGAGAGCAGGUUUCACUGCUCCCACAAUAGCUUGAAUCCAUUACUGGGUUUAGUACUAUUCCUUGGCCUUCUGGUAAAGGGGUUAUUACGAAAUUUGAUCUCUUGGGAUAUUCUUCGUCUUCUUCAAAAUGGGUUGCGCCCACGGAAAGUGCUGUGGCCGCUACCCAUCUUCAUCCGAUGGGGAUAUUCGAGAUUUUCGAGAUUCUGGUAUACGAAAUAGCAACAACGUCCAUGUACUUGGGAAUCAUCGACACACACACACUGAGAGAUCGUUGGAGUUCGCUCCUGUGCCUUCCCACAACUUCCAUUUAGAGUUUUCAGUCCUCACGCAACGAGGCUACUACCCGGACUCCCCUGAGAAAGAAAACCAAGAUAGUUUCUGCAUCAAAACCCAAGUCCAAGGUAACCCAAAUCUCCAUUUCUUCGGUGUCUUUGAUGGGCAUGGCCAGUUUGGCACUCAGUGUUCUAACUUUGUUAAGGAUAGGCUGAUAGAGAUUCUCUCUGAGGAUCCCGCAUUGUUGGUAGAUCCUGUAAAGGCAUAUAAUUCUGCAGUACUAGCCACGAACUCCGAACUUCACAGUAGUGAGAUAGACGAUUCAAUGAGUGGUACCACUGCAAUUACUGUUCUUGUUUGUGGUGACACCCUUUAUGUCGCAAAUGUGGGUGAUUCAAGGGCCGUAAUUGCUUUCAAGAGCGGGAAUCGGGUUGUCGCGGAGGACCUCUCUCGUGACCAGACACCAUUCAGGAAAGAUGAAUAUGAGAGGGUUAAGCUUUGUGGGGCGAGGGUUCUGACUGUUGAUCAGGUGGAGGGUUAUAAGGAUCCUGAUAUUCAGAGCUGGGGGGAUGAAGAGAGUGCUGGUAAUGAUCCCCCAAGACUGUGGGUACAGAAUGGGAUGUAUCCUGGCACUGCAUUUUCAAGGAGUGUUGGUGAUAGUACAGCUGAGAAGAUUGGUGUGAUUGCUGUUCCUGAGGUGACAGUUGUUCAGCUUACACCUAAUCAUUUGUUCUUUGUAAUUGCUAGCGAUGGGAUCUUCGAGUUCCUCUCUAGCGAAGCGGUUGUCAAUAUGGUAGUGAGGUACACAGAUCCACAAGAAGCAUGUGCUGCCAUUGCUAGAGAAUCAUACAGGCUGUGGUUAGAACAUGAAAACAGAACAGAUGACAUCACAAUCAUCAUUGUACAUAUCAAGGACUUAUCUAAUUCAGGUGCUGACACUGAUGAAACUCGUGGUGGUAACAUGAAGACAACAGGAAAAGGAUCUGCAAACCCAUCUGGGGGAUCAGAAGUGUACCGAUCUGUGAGAAGCAAUUUUUCAGAAUCUCACUCACAUCAGUUCAACUUUCCAACAGAGCGGAACCCUGCUUGUGUUGCUCCAUCUCCAACACAUUCCAGGUCCUUGGAAACGUGAAUUAAGCUAGAUGGAGUCGGGAAGUUUCUUCACUUCAUCCUGUUUCAUAUGCAUGUAAAGGGUACUGAACUGUUCUCCAAAAUCUUAAGCUUAAAUCAAAUCACAAUGGAACUUGUUAUUCUGUUCAAUAUGGGAAAAGAUGUCCAAGGUGGACAAUCCAGAUAAAUGACAAGCAGGUUAUCGAUCGUGUUUGGUGUACCAUCCAAGAUCUGCGCAUAUACUUUAACCCGGACUAAAGUUUCAUGUUGCUCUGUGCAUUACAGACCACACUGAUCUUGUGGUUUCUGCUAUUCAAGAAUUACCAAAUGCACAUGUAUAUACGUGGACUUGCUUAUCCAAUGUAGGAGGGAAUAGAAUUUAGCUUUGGAGGCAUUGCAAAGCUUAUGCAAAAGGUUACCUGUCUAGAGAAGAAUUGUGAAGCUGGGAAGAUACGGAUUACAAUAAGGUGGGAUGGAGGAGAAGGAAGGUGUUGACAUUGGCCACUUUCCACUAAAUUUAGAAAGAAUACUAUUUAUAAGGUAGUGGGAAGUCCCAAUAAUAGUUCUAUAUAUUCUAAUUUCAGUUCACCUCUCGUCUUCCAUGUAUCCAAUUCUACUUGCAAUGUUUGUUUGUUUGUCUCUUUCUUAUUUUUUGGGGUGAAUUUAUUUGGAAUGAUUAAUUAAAACCCAGUUGCUCUCCUAUGUUCAA